This is a messenger RNA of Morchella importuna, 714 nucleotides long. RefSeq lists its product as uncharacterized. The transcript is spliced from 4 exons. Gene Ontology annotation, biological process: ubiquitin-dependent protein catabolic process; protein deubiquitination. NCBI's taxonomy places the organism in Eukaryota, Fungi, Ascomycota, Pezizomycetes, Pezizales, Morchellaceae. The record is from RefSeq and is a predicted model, not a curated record. Gene Ontology annotation, molecular function: cysteine-type deubiquitinase activity. Gene Ontology annotation, cellular component: cytoplasm. The coding region runs from base 1 to 714 and encodes 237 amino acids.
AUGAUGUCCGACCCCACAGCAGCCGUUGAUCCUCAUGACCCUUCGGUCGAUGUCCCCAAAGGUCGCAAAGCCUUUAUUCCGCUAGAAUGUAACCCCGAGUUGAUGACCACCCUUGUGCACAAUCUGGGGUUAACUCCAACGCUUGCGUUUCACGACGUCUUCUCCAUCUCGGAGCCCGAGCUCCUUGCAUUCGUACCGAGACCAGCCCUUGCUCUACUUCUGGUUUUCCCUGUCUCCGAGAGCUACGAGAAGUUUCGGCGCGAUGAGGAUGAAAGCAGGCCCGAAUACAACGGCAAAGGCGUCUUACAUGCAAUCUCUAACGGUGCUGCCCGAGACAUGAUCGAGGCCGACUCCCCCAUCGGUAGACUGCUUGCCAAGGCACUCCCACUCCCCCCACUGGAUCGUGCCAAGGUCCUCGAAGAUUCUCGGGAACUCGAAUCGGCCCAUAAGUCCGCAGCUACCCAGGGAUCAUCUGUUGUCCCAGAUGCAGAGGCCGAUGUGGACCUGCACUAUGUCUGCUUUGUCAAAUCCAAGAGCAAUCAUCUCUAUGAGCUUGACGGAAGAAGAAAAGGACCGCUGGACAGGGGCUUCUUGGGCGAUGAUGACGUCUUUAGUGAGAAGGCUCUCAAAGUCGUGCAAGACUUUAUCGACAGAGAAAAAGAAAGCGGAAGGCUAGACUUCAGUCUUGUUACUCUAGCACCAAGCUUAGGUUAG